This is a messenger RNA of Daucus carota subsp. sativus, 2114 nucleotides long. RefSeq lists its product as uncharacterized. Gene Ontology annotation, cellular component: membrane. NCBI's taxonomy places the organism in Eukaryota, Viridiplantae, Streptophyta, Magnoliopsida, Apiales, Apiaceae. The transcript has 9 exons. Bases 186 to 1895 code for a protein of 569 amino acids. The record is from RefSeq and is a predicted model, not a curated record.
UCUGUAUAUAUAACUGUUAAAGCCAGCUUUAGCUUCAUUAAUUUCUACCCGCUCUUUCUCUCAACCCAUGUGACACUCUCCUAUAUAUGCAUAGACAGGCUAUCAGAUCUUUCUCUCUUUCAGUAAAGUAAAGACAGAAACUCUUGUUAUCAGUACACAAUGAUGUAGUGAGAUUUUGUGGGAAGAUGAAGAAGAUUAGUCUCUUCUUUAUCAAUCAUUUGGCUCUGAUUUGGGUCCUUUUUUCAGCUUCAGUUAGCUCCAUUUCAGCCCUUUCUGCACGGAAUGAUCAAGAAUCUGUCAAGAUUGUCACGGGAGAUGCUGGUUUAGGGAGGUGGAGAAAUGGAAUCUUGAGUGCUGGUGCAGAGGCCCCGGGACCGGGGACUGAGACUGUCAAGAGCACUAUUGUUUUGGCUGAGAAGAGGACCAAUAGGCCAGACAUACUUUCUAAGUUUAGACGGUAUCGAGGUGGUUGGGACAUUGCUAAUAAGCAUUACUGGGCUUCUGUUGGGUAUACAGGUGCUGCUGGCUUCAUUCUUGCUGCUAUAUGGUUUGCCUUCUUUGGUGUUGCACUUGUGGUACAUCAUUGCUCUGGGCUGUUUGUAAAAAUAACUAGCACAGAUUCACUAUGGUCACGAAGAAUAUGUUUAAUAAUGAUCAUUGUCUUCACAGUUGCCGCAAUAAUCGGAUGCAUCCUCCUUUUGGUUGGACAGGAUGAAUUUUGUGGGGAAGCACUACAUACUUUGAAUUAUGUUGUGAGCCAGUCAGAUUACACCGUGCAGAUACUAAGAAAUGUUACAGGGUUUCUGUCACUUGCAAAGACAGUAAAUGUAGCUCAGAUAGUCCUCCCUUCAGACGUAAAAGAUGACAUUGACAAGUUGAACACCGAUCUAGAUACAGCAGCAGAAACACUCUGGGAGAAAACAGAUGAAAAUUCACACAAAAUAAAAAGAGUCUUUGAUGUUGUGCGAUCAGUGUUGAUAACUGUUGCUGCAGUGAUGCUUCUUGUAUCAAUUCUUGGUCUCCUGCUAUCGCUUCUUGGUCACCGACAUGCAAUUCACAUAUUCGUUGUCAGUGGAUGGUUACUUGUCACAGUUACAUUCAUCCUUUGUGGAAUUUUUGUGAUACUUGACAAUUCAAUUUCUGAUACCUGCAUGGCCAUGGGAGAUUGGGUCGAUCAUCCUCAUGCCGAAACUGCUCUUAGCAACAUCCUUCCUUGUGUUGACCAGAGAACUACAAACAAGACACUGAUCAAAAGCAAGCAAGUUGUUAAUGACCUUGCUGAUAUUGUAAAUGGAUUUAUAGACACCUUUGCUAACCCGGAUCCACCUCGCCAGGACAACAACCCCUAUUAUUUCAACCAAUCUGGGCCUCCGGUGCCACAUCUGUGUUAUCCUUACGAUUCCAAUCAGCUUCAAGAUCGUCAAUGUGCACCUCAAGAGGUUUCUAUGGCAAAUGCUUCUCUGGUUUGGCAGAAUUACACUUGUGCGGUGUCAGAAUCUGGACUCUGCAGCAGCGUCGGGAGGCUGACUCCUGAUAUGUAUGCCCAAUUAGUUGGAACAGUCAACAUAAGCUAUGGCCUUGAACACUACGCACCGUUAAUGCUGAAUCUACAAAACUGUGAUUUUGUGCGAGCCACAUUCCGAUAUAUCACCACAGAUUAUUGCUCACCAUUAGAGAACCAUCUCCAAACCAUAAAUGCAGGUCUGGCCAUGAUCUCCACAGGCGUCUUGCUCAGUCUUGUGCUUUGGAUAAUAUAUGCAAAUCGCCCCCAAGGGGAGAAAAUAUUCGGGAGCUUUUCUUUUGGAAUUAGAGGUAGGUGCGGGAAUAAAAGUUGUAAAGAUAUGAACAAAGAUGAUGUGGCAUCGAGAACGAGCAAUGGUAGGAAUGAAGUGUAGGAAAAAUUAGAAGUAGAUAGAAAUAUGUUGGUAAUAAAUCGAUGUGUGAUUCUUUUAUAGCCCAUCUAAAUCUGGCGCGAAGCACCAUUUUGAGAUUGUGGUUAGGUGUUUGUAUAUUAGGAUAUCUGCAAUGAGACGGAGUCGAAGUUCUUACCGUGCCUUUGCAGGUCAAUUAUUCUGGUUAUGAAUACAAAGUUUCAAGCAGUGUGUUUCAACUGA